Oryza sativa Japonica Group (Japanese rice) is the source of this 1305-nucleotide messenger RNA. Its product is annotated as (+)-borneol dehydrogenase 1. Lineage: Eukaryota; Viridiplantae; Streptophyta; Magnoliopsida; Poales; Poaceae. The record is from RefSeq and is a predicted model, not a curated record.
UUUCUGGCUGCGCGCUUGCCUUCUUAAGGAAGCUCCCACUGCCUGUGUUACCACACCUGAGCCAACAACGACGACCAGCUCUAGCUCGUUGUAGCAAUAUCUCGUUGUAGCCAUUUAUUUUUUUUUUCCAGCAGGAUGUUCAGAGUAACACAACUUCUCAGAGAGACUACCAAGAGAGUUAUUGGAACAAAAACAACUUCCCGUGCAGAUUUAACACUAAGUUGCUUCUCCACGGUGUCCAAUUUACAGAGGUUGGCUGGUAAGGUGGCUGUCAUCACCGGCGCGGCGAGCGGCAUCGGCAAGGCGACGGCAGCGGAGUUCAUCAAGAAUGGCGCCAAGGUCAUCCUCGCCGACAUCCAGGACGACCUCGCCCGCUCGGUGGCCUCCGAGCUCGGCCCGGACGCCGCGUACACGCGCUGCGACGUCGCCGACGAGGCGCAGGUCGCCGCGGCCGUGGACCUCGCCGUGAGGCUGCACGGCCGCCUCGACGUGUUCCACAGCAACGCCGGCAUCCCGGGGAGGAUACCGCAGGACGACGCGCUGUCCGUCGACCUCGCCGGCUUCGACCGCGUGAUGGCGGUGAACGCCCGCCCGGCGCUCGCGGCCAUCAAGCACGCCGCGCGCGUAAUGGCGCCUCGCCGCACCGGCUGCGUCAUCUGCACGGCGAGCGGCGCGGGCGUCGUCCCCAUGCCGGCGCUCGCCAUGUACUCCGUCUCCAAGGCCACCGUCAUCGCUGUGGUGCGCGCCAUGGCGGAGCCGCUGGCGCGCCACGGCCUGCGGGUGAACGCCAUCUCGCCGGGGGCGACGAGGACGCCGAUGAUGCUGAACGAGAUCCCGCGCCUCGCCGUGGUGUCCCCGGGCCUGAGCGGGGAGCUGAGGAGGAUGGUGGAGGAGGGCGCCAGCGACGCCGUCAAGGUGCUCGAGCCGGAGGAUAUCGCGAGGGCGGCGGUGUACCUGGCCUCCGACGAGGCCAGGUACGUGAACGGGCACAACAUCGUCGUCGACGCCGGCUACUCGGUGCACAAAGGAGCGGAGAACUCGCCGGCGCGUUGAACAUGGCUAGUAGCUGGUGCCAUGCAUGUAUGCAUGCAUGUGCCUUUGUCAGCGCCGUAAUAAUUCUGUUAUUGACGUUCUUGAAAUAAAGAUGAUGUGGCUGUGCAGUGACGCGACAACAGUUGAAAUAAAAUGCUGUAACUCGACUAUUCGUAGUACUCCCCGUGCUUGCCAGCGGAUAUAUGCCACAUAAUAGAGAAAUGAUAAAAUAAUUUGGAUUAAAAUAUUAUAAAAAUGAUUUGAGAAUAAUAA